AGUUGUCAAAAAUGUCAAAUGUCAGUGAGUCAUAUGUCUGAUAUUUUUUUAAAACAAUCUCCUUAUUUAUGUUUAUUAUUAACAUUUUUAUUAAUAAAAAAAGAUUACCUAAUUCAAACCUACUUUCAAACUGAACAAAAAUGUCUUAUCAAGACGAUGAAGAGGGAGUGCCUUUUGAUGGUACGACUGGUUCUUUUCCAAAAGAUUUUGGUUACGGUCUCUUCGACGGUGAACACGACAUGAUAUCUUCGUCCGGAGAUCAAAAGCCAAGAAUUCUUCUUAUGGGUUUACGAAGGUCUGGGAAAUCUUCGAUUCAGAAAGUUGUAUUUCAUAAGAUGUCCCCAAACGAAACCUUAUUCCUCGAAAGCACCAAUAAAAUUGUAAAAAAUGAUAUAAACAAUUCAAGUUUUGUACAAUUUCAAAUAUGGGAUUUCCCCGGACAAAUAGAUUUCUUUGAUUCAAGCUUUGAUUAUGAUAUGAUUUUUGGAGGAUGUGGAGCUCUGAUUUUUGUAAUUGAUGCACAGGAUGAUUAUAUUGAAGCGUUGAAUAAACUCAAUUUAACUGUUACAAAAGCAUAUAAAAUUAAUCCAAAUUUGAGGUUGGAAGUCUUUAUUCAUAAAGUAGAUGGUUUAGGAGAUGAUUUCAAAAUGGAAUCUCAAAGAGACAUUCAUCAAAGGACUACAGAUGAUUUGAAUGAUUCAGGUUUUGACCAAAUACAUCUUAGUUUUCAUCUUACGUCAAUAUACGAUCAUUCGAUUUUCGAAGCAUUUUCCAAAGUUGUACAGAAACUUAUCCCACAAUUACCGGCCCUAGAAAAUUUAUUAAACAUUUUAAAUACUAAUUCCGCAAUAGAGAAGUCGUUUUUAUUUGAUGUAGUUUCUAAAAUAUAUAUAGCAACAGAUUCCACACCUGUGGACAUGCAAAGUUACGAAUUAUGCUGUGACAUGAUCGAUGUUGUUAUAGAUGUCUCCUCGAUAUAUGGGAUUAAAGAAGAACAGUUUCCAGCAGUCUUCGAUGAACAAAGUUCGAGUCUAAUUAAACUCAAUAAUGGAACCGUUCUAUAUUUAAGGGAAGUUAAUAAAUUUUUAGCUCUAGUAUGUAUAUUACGAGAAGAUAAUUUUGAUCAUAAAGGUAUAAUCGAUUACAACUUUUUAUGUUUCCGUAACGCAAUACAACAGGUCUUUGAAUUAAGAAGUAGAAAUUCUCCAACACCCAUGACAAAUUCAGUCGGUACUCCCGUAGUUAAUGGCAAUGCUACAGUCAACGAUGAAAAUUCAACAUGAAUCCUCAUUCAAAUUGAGCAACUAGGAAAAAAUUAUGUACCUGUAAUGUUUUAUUUGUUGUUGUAUUUUUUCUUAAUAUAGUUAUUUUUAGAAAACGUGGGAAAUGAAAACCUACUAACGACGUCGUACUGCAACACUUACUAAAAUAUUACUCUUAGUAUGCAAUAAACUGAUUUUGUGAUAGUAACUAAUCGAUAUGACCAAUAAUGUUUUUAUUGAUAAAUUAUUGAAUCAUUAUCUCUAUGUAACUUUAAUUUUAUAUUUAAGGAUGAAACUUUCAUAGACGAGUCACCAGUCUGAAUUACAUCACGCUAACAUUCAAAAUUGCUAACACUGACUGGUUUUUUGAGCAUUACACGUGCUUAUACCCAUCUCGAAGGACCAGACGGUGUUUAGAGGAAUGUAACAAAAUAUGGGCUGAAAAAUGAAAAAAAAAAUUCAAAUAUUAACCAUUUAUUGAUUUAAAAAUAAUCACAUAUUUUUGAAGUGAAGUAACAGUGUUCUUAAUAUUAUAUUAUUAAACUGAGCAUUAAAUUGCAAAAAGGCGUCAAAUAUGUAUCAGAUACUCAAAUAUGGGACACAUAGAAACUUAUGUUUAUCUUAUAAGAAAUAAAAUUUCUUUGGUAGGUGGAAGAAAUUACUUAAUUUACUUACAAAAAUUACAUGUAUCAAAACUUGGCUCAACACAGUCAUUAUAUACCCAGAAAUUACACAUCCUACUGCGUUCUCGAAAAAAAAAGAAAAAAAAAAAUUAAAAUGUAUAUGCUGCAUCAGCUGAGAGUCAGGAGCUUCUCCUAUGGUGGCACCUGAUUCAUUUUCUUGUUUUAAACUGGAUACCUUCUUCACCUUCACUUUCUUCAGUGACCCUGAUCUUGGUUUUCUAAUUUCUUUUGUACUGAACACACUAUUUACAGUACCACUACACCUAAACUCACUAGUACACUGUCCGACGCGCGUUUCGAUAACAGUCUUCAGAGACUGAAGGUAAACUAAAACCUAUUAGCUUGACUUACUUAUUUUAAUUUAAAAUUUACCACUAAUGAACCCUCUCCCGCGAAAAAUAAUUCAAACGGAAAAACCUCCUUGACGGGAAUCUUCACAUUUAUUCCCUAAUUACUAAACUAUAGUGUGGACUGAAAGGAAUAGUUUAAAUUUGAGCCUACCUCCUUGGACCUCCUUGACAGGAAUCGUUACAUACAUUCCCUAACUACUAAACUAUAGUAUAGAUAAGUCAAAUUAAUCGAAUUUAGUUUAUCUUCAGUUUCUGAAGACGAUAACUUGAUGUAGUGUUGUGUAGUGCAGAAAUUCCAACUUAGUUAUUUUUCUUUUGCUUGGGUUACUUUUUUUUAUUUUUCAAUUUUCUUCUGAUUUAUUCCAAUUUUUAUACGGCGAUGAAGUUAUAACCAAGUCCACGGCAACUUUUGUACCUCUAUUAGAUGCCUUUCUAAUUUAGUUGGGCACGAGACUUAUGUCAUGAACAGAUACUAGACUAGACUGCUGCGAUAAAUUUCGGUAGACGAAGGUUUGUUAUCAUAAGUUGGUGCAAGUUCAAUUCCAGAAGUAGAUUCUUCUAUUUGAGUGUCAGGUCUCAAUGGAGGCGCAUUAUUUGUCUCAGACCUAGCCCAUACUUAGGACCGCAGUCCUAGUCCAUAAUUGAAGAAUAAAUCAUAAAAUUAAACUUAUUUUUUGCAAUAAAAUGGCAUCUAGCGCCCGACCGACAAGACAAAGUGCUAUGCUAAAGCUGAUUGAAUACGAUAGAUGAUCGUCGUUCGUGGCGUCUUUCGAUUGUUUUUUUGGAGAAUUGUUACUUGCCAAAAUUAAAGCUCUAGCCCACAAUUUAUUACUCUCCUCCUUAUGAACAUUACACUGACGCACAAAAAGUAUAUUUUCAUAUAUUUUGACCAACUGAAUACAAAUUUGAAGUCAAAGUAACUUCAUCUAGCUCCGUUUUGUUUUCAAUUAACAGAAAUUGUCCGGGUAAUGCAUAUAAUGAAUUUUUUGUGAUUUUUGUACUUGCCAAGUUUUUUUGUUAGAGAGUCGUAUUUUGAAUAGAUGAUUUCGGUAUCAGAUUUCACCGAAUGGUUAUCAAACUCUGAUUGUUUGUAUUUUUGUGAGUCAGUGGUUUCAACUUGGACUAAAUUUUUUCUGACUCAGUUAAUUUCGACAUAUCAAUGAUCCAUUUCUCCUCUAUAUCUACUAUACAAAACAUUUAAAGUUUUGAUGAGCCAUCUUGUAUAAAUGUAUCAUAAAUUUAUUAUUAUCAGUAAUAAAAGCGAGUAAAUAAUUUUCUAAUAUCGCACACCUAUUUUAAUACUGCCAUAAUUUCAAAGAUGGUAAUUUUACAGGAAAGCCGUAACAAAAUCUAUUAUAAACGAAAUGUUUUCUGGAUCAGUUAAUUCGGUACAUAGGCGUACCAAAUUUGGUGCACAUACAGUUUCGAGAUAUCUUUACUGAUUAGUUAUGUAAAAAGUAAUCUAAAAUCUAUAUACAGUUUUAAAAGUUUUUUUUCGAAUGAUAUGGCAGUACUGUUGAUGUUAAUUUUAUUUAGAAUUGUUGAGUUAAGAAUUAUAGAGAACGAAACAAAAUAUGACUUGAUUUGAAUUUUCGUUAAAUGGAAGAGAAAAAAAAAAUGAAAUUAUCAAUUCCAAAAAUAUUUAAACUAAAACUCGCCCACAAAUGUUGUGUUUAAACUCAAGUAAAUCUGCGUUUAAUGUAAGGAAGAACAACAUCAAAAAAUGGGUAUCACAUUGAAAUAAAGAUAAUAAAUCUUUCUUUUUGUUCGCGAGAUCAGAACCAAAUUCAUCAUUUUUCUUCAUCUCUUUCUUAUAACCACUUCUUUGAAAUCUUCACUCUCAUAGGAGGUUUUCACUCGUAUUUCAUGACUUUUAUAUUUGAAGAUAAAGCUUUUAUUCCAUUUAUGUCAAAGCUGUUGCCGAACUGCGUCUGAAAAUUCUUAUAAAAAUCAGUGUGGCACUAUAGCUUUGUUUUUUGUAACAUCUCUCGAUGAAAUGAGAUAAUAUACUGGCUUGCGGCACUCUUCAUGGUACGUACAGUCACGAGUAACUCAUUAUAAUAGUGACACUUGGCGCCUCACGCGGAAUUUGAAUGUCAAUUUUAUUUUUAUUUUGUAAUAUGGCACUAUUGAAAUAGGAGUGAGACAUCAUGAGAUGUAUCUAUUUAUUACUUGUAAAUAUGAAAUAAAUAUAUAUAAAAAUAAUAUUUGUUAAUACUCAAUCAGUAGUAACUGUAAUGUGCGAUUUAGUGAUCAUGAAAGCGACACCCUGUAGGGGUCUGUCCUGUCUAAUUCUGAAUAUUUAGCCCCCUUCUGAACUUUUCUUGAGAAGCUCUAGCUGUAUUCUCAUCUUUUUGGUAGUCUCCUUGAUGUGGUUUUUCCGUAUGUUCCUUUAACUUUCUUUUAGUCUUCUUCUUCUUCUUUUAAUAAGUCUUUAAUGUUCUAUUGAAUUCUGAAUAUUUAGCCUCCUUGUGAGCUCUUCUUGAGACGUUGUCCUCCUGCUCUCAUAUCAUCUUUUUUUGAUCUCCUUAUGUUUGGUUUCUUUCACCAUCAACGUAAAAUUAUUUAGUUUUAUGUCAUUAUCAUUGACAAAAAUAGACAGAUCCAUCUAGGAAUCUGAAAGUAAAAUAAAGAAAUAACUUCUGAUCUGCGUGAACCGACUAUAAAAUUGUACUAAUUAUACUAGAUUUUUACUUAUGUCAGUCUGAAGUGAAUCAGUUAUUACUUUAUUAAUCAUAUCUUAUGCUAUUAUCGAUUUCUUUUUUAUCACAGUGUGUUUAUAUACAAAUUUCAUGAUCACUAUUUGCAUACUUUCGAAUGAUGAUUUGUAUAAUAUACAUCGCUCCGACGAAUUUAUUUUCGUUAACUUUAUUAUUUAUUUAAAUGGGCUUUACCAUUCCUGUCUGUUGUUAUUUAAUUUUUUUUCCAAAAUUGGAUUGAACAAUCAAUUUAAUAUUUGUGUUCAGCGGAUCUCUUGGAGGUUAUGUGUUAUAAACAAUACCUAUUAGAAUGGAAUAGCUGCUUUAAUAAGAUGUACCUAUGAAUACAUACUUGAACUUCUCCGAUUUUUUAAUGUUUUAACUUUAUUUAUUUAUAUUUUAAUGUAUUAACUUUUCUAUGCUUUUUAAGGUAUUUUAUUGUAUAAGGUUUGUUUAUAGGACAAAAUUUCCUUGUGUUCUAUUAUGUUUGUAGAGUGUUUUUACAAAUAAAAUUGUUGCA
Messenger RNA from Diorhabda sublineata, 5514 nucleotides. RefSeq names its product ras-related GTP-binding protein C (gene RagC-D). The transcript has 7 exons. Gene Ontology annotation, molecular function: GTP binding; GTPase activity. Gene Ontology annotation, cellular component: nucleus; Gtr1-Gtr2 GTPase complex; lysosome. Gene Ontology annotation, biological process: cellular response to amino acid stimulus; positive regulation of TOR signaling; regulation of autophagy. The coding region runs from base 141 to 1283 and encodes 380 amino acids. Lineage: Eukaryota; Metazoa; Arthropoda; Insecta; Coleoptera; Chrysomelidae. The record is from RefSeq and is a predicted model, not a curated record.